Messenger RNA from Danio rerio (zebrafish), 5279 nucleotides. Lineage: Eukaryota; Metazoa; Chordata; Actinopteri; Cypriniformes; Danionidae. The record is from RefSeq and is a predicted model, not a curated record.
GUAAAAAAACUCCCAUCUGCAGCUGUCAAAGUUUUGUUUUUAGUUUGCUUUAAGCGGGGUUUUGGGAGAGGGAACGGAACAGCAGCGGAUUAGCGCGAUUUAUUUCAGUUUCGCUUCGCCUGGGGAGAAGGAUGAAUUAGAAAUCAACGUUUUUCACACGGACGCGGUUUCUGGAGUGAAUCCAGGUUUUGAGCUGCACUUGCCUCCUCAUGCGAAAGACAGAUUCACUCUGUGCUCAUUUCCUGGAUUCGUGAUUUCAGAGUUACAGCAACUUCUGCAAUCCUCUCAGCGGCUCAGUGUUUAUUGUGCGCGAGGGUCCCGCAAACACAAGGCAAUGCUGCAGCUCACAGCACACACUGCCUUUCUGCCAAUGGGACAUACUCAUAUAAUUCCACAAUUGUGAAAUCUGCAAGGAGUGUUUGAUUCAGUCAUGGAUGGAUCUACGAACAGUCUUGAUGAUGUGUCAGCAGAAAGCAGCACAGAGUAUCCCGACAAGCUUUCUACAAUGGAGGUGCGUCUCCAAGCACAGGAAGAUGAAAUAACGCUACUGAAGUCCUCAUUGGCCGAUGCUUUACGCAGGCUCCGCCUCCAUGACCAACAGAUACCCCUGCUUAAACAGCAGCUGAUUGCUGUAAACCCUGCUGCUGCUCGAGUGCUAAAUCAGUCCUGUUAUGUGGAUGGAUUCUCUAAACCAUGCAGACUGUCUACAAGUUCUCUUGAUGGAUUUAACCACACACCUAACAGCCUUAUUUCAAACACAGCAGAAAAUGGGGAGGGCGGGGCUAAAACCAUUCCCAGCCACAAACCGAGCACUAGCGAGAGGUGCACACAGACUGAUCCUUGGAUCCCGAACCACGAGCCCUUUCCGCUGGCCCUGACACGACGUGUGCAGAGUCUCUCCCUGGAGGACGCCUUACUGGAAGGCACCCCCUUCACAGAUGAAAUCCAAACCAAAGAGGAAGACGCUGAUGAAGAUGAGGGGAAGAAGGACCAAACCUGGAGCUCCAUAGUUGAAGACCCCAUCCAGCCCACCACCAUCAGAACCCUCCAGCAGCAGCACAGCAAAAGCAGCGAGGACAGCCAGGGUUCAUGUCCUCAAACCCCAACAUCUUCCUCACCGGCACCCCCAAAAGAGCCCACAUCCAGCCCACAUGGGGGUCCUCUCUCUCCCAUUCAGGAAGGAGAGAAAACACUGGCGAGGAGGAACAGUGAGAAAUGGAAAGAACCUCAAGACAAGACCAAACAGCGGCUCUCUAAGAAAGCGGCCUCUUCUACCAAUUUACUCACAAGGUCUCCAAGUCUGGAAAGUCGGGCAAAAGACCUCAUCGCCAGUGCUGGUUCUCAGGGGUCUAGACGAGGAACUCAAAAUCAGUCAAUCAAGAUGUUUAUCCGUGGGCGACCGAUCACCAUGUACAUUCCUUCAAACAUUCAAAACUACGAGGAGCUGAAAAUGGAUCUUCCGUCACAGAAACUGGAUCUGGACUGGGUCUAUGGUUACCGGGGACGGGACUGCCGAGCAAACCUUUACCUGUUGCCAUCUGGAGAAGCAGUUUAUUUUAUUGCAUGUGUGGUGGUUCUGUAUCAUAUCAGCAACCAAAAGCAAAGACAUUAUCGGAAGCACACAGACUGUGUCAGAUGUCUCGCCAUUCACCCAGAUAAGGUGCGCGUUGCAUCUGGACAGACAGCAGGUGUGGACAAAGAUGGCAAGCCUCUUCAGCCCUUUGUGCACAUCUGGGACUCUAAAACGCUAGUGACACUGCAGCAGAUUGGUCUCGGCAUAUUUGAGCGAGGUGUCGGAGCCAUAGCAUUUUCCAAUUCAGAUGGUGGUACAUUCCUGUGUGUUAUUGAUGAUUCCAAUGAGCACAUGCUUUCUGUGUGGGACUGGAAUAAAAACAUAAAGCAAGCCGAAGUCAAGAGCACUAAUGAGGCAGUUUUGGCUGUGGAUUUCAGCCCUACAGACACCAACAACAUCAUCUCCUGUGGCAAAUCCCAUGUCUACUUCUGGACAAUGAGUGCUGGCACAAUGACCAAGAAACAGGGCAUCUUUGGAAAAUACAAAAAGCCAAAGUUUGUGCUGUGCUUCGUGUUCAGUCUUACGGGGGAUGUGUUGACGGGAGACUCCGAGGGGAACAUUCUCACUUGGGGAAAAUCAGCUGCUGACAUCAAAACAUUAGGAAAAGGAGCAAAGGAGACGUUUCAGAUCAUGAAGCAGACCCGUGCUCAUGAGGGCAGUGUGUUCACUAUGUGCAUCCUGCAGGGCGGCGCUAUACUAAGCGGUGGCGGCAAAGACCGCAAGAUCAUCCGCUGGAGUGCAGACCUGGCGCCUGAAAGAGAGUGUGAGAUUCCUGAGAAAUUUGGAGCAGUGCGCACCAUUGCAGAUUUAGAUGGAGAAGAGCUGCUCGUUGGCACAACACGAAAUGCAAUCCUCAGAGGGACAUUUUCAGACGGUUUUGUGGCCAUUGUACAGGGACAUGUGGAUGAAAUGUGGGGUCUUGCCACACACCCCACUCAAAAUAUCUUUGUUACCUGUGGAAAUGAUCGUCAGCUGUGUGUGUGGAACGCAGAGGACCACAGACUGGACUGGUGCACAACACUAGAGGACUCUGGUCUGUGUGCUGAUUUCUGCCCUAAUGGAGCUGUUGUGUCUGUUGGACUGAGCACUGCAAGAUGGGUUGUGCUGGAUCUGCAGACUAAAGAAGUGGUGGCAGACCUGAUUGACGGCAAUGAACAGUUGUCUGUAAUGAGAUACUCACCAGAUGGCAGCUUUUUGGCAGUUGGUUCGCAUGAUAACUUCAUCUACAUUUACAGCGUCACCGAGGGUGGCCGGCGCUACACGCGAUUUGGAAAAUGCACUGGACACUCCAGUUUCAUUACUCACCUCGACUGGUCCAAAGAUGGGAAAUUCAUCAUGUCUAAUUCGGGCGAUUAUGAAAUUCUAUACUGGGAUGUGGCAAGCGGCUGCAAGCUGUUGAGGAACCGGUUCGAGAGUAAAGAUCGGGAGUGGGCGUCCUAUACCUGUGUGCUUGGAUUCCAUGUUAUGGGUGUGUGGCUGGAGGGGUCAGACGGGACAGACAUCAAUGCCUUGUGUCGAUCACACAGUGAGCGAAUGGUGGCAGUGGCCGAUGACUUCUGUAAAGUUCAUUUGUUCCAGUACCCUUGUCCCAAGCCAAAGGCUCCAAGUUAUAAGUAUGAAGGCCAUGGUAGUCACGUGACCAACGUUCGGUUUACGCAUAAUGACAGUCACCUCCUAUCAUUGGGCGGCAAAGACACCUGCAUCCUCCAAUGGCGAAUGAAAGGGGCGGGGACUGCGGAACCAAAAGAACAUUCAGCUGCUGCUUCUCCUCCAGAAAAUGGAACAUAGAGAGACUUAUUUACCUGGAAUCCAGAGGGCAAAAACAGGCAUGAAGAUAUUCUAGGAAAUGAAACAAGGAGGAAAUAUCUUACUGCUCAAUCUGAUGUGACAGGAAGCCUUUGGUAGGUUAUGCCAGCUUUUGUGACACAGCGCAGAAGUUAUAUACAUACUGCAUAGCUAUUCACUACCAACGUUUUUUCAUGAACUGAUGUGUUACAUGGUGGGCGUUAUUAAAAAAUUGUGAAAUGUCACAUUGCAUUCCGAAAUAUCAAAAGAAAUUAAUAAUAAAUAUGAUAAUAAUUAUUAAAAAUAUUUUUUUUAAAGUUCUUUUAAAUUAUUAAAACUUUUUGAAUAAUUUAAUUACAGAUUUUUGCCACUUAUUUUUAAGACCAAAGAAAUUGGGCUCAAAAUAUUAUUCAAACAUAUAAAUUAUUGAAAUUUCUCUCUUUUCAGUGUAUCACAACAAAAGGGUUAUUAAAUCAAAUAAACCAAUCUUUUAUGUUCUUUAAUUUGAGCAAUAAAUAGAAAUAAAACAAAUAAACAAAAAAAUUUUAAAGUUUUUUUAUUAAGUUCUUUUAAUUAAAAAACUUUUUAAUAAUUAAUUAUUAAACUAUUAAAAUAUUUUACUUGUUUUUAUACACUGUAUGCAACUUAUUUUUAAGGCCAAAAAAAUUGGGCACAAAAUAUUAUUCAAAAAGUAUAUUAUUAAAUUAAUAAUAAUAAUAAUAAUAAAUACAAUUGCUGUGUCUUUCCAGUGCAACACAAGGGUUCCUUAAAUGAAAUAAGACAAUCUUUAAUAUGUUUUACAUUUAUGAUUAAAAAUAAAUAAUAAAUUGAUAUUAUUAAUCAUUUAAUAAUAAAUUAUUAAAGUUUUUAAUGACAAAAUAAAAAACUUUAAUAAUUUAUUAUUAAAUUAUUAAAAUAUUUUAAAAUGUUUUUAUAUACUAUAUGCAAAUUACAGUUUUUUGUAUAUAGUAAAUAAAUAAACUAAAAUUUGCCACAAAAACUUAUUCCCACAAUAAUUUGAAUUUCUGUCUUUUCAGUGCAUCACAACAGAAGGGUUUAUUGAAUGAAAUAAAAUAAUCUUUACUUUCUACGUUUAUGAUUCUUUCCUCAGUGUACCUCUACAUUUACAUGUGCUCGUUUAUGCCAUUAUGCCUUUCAUAUGCUUAUUUUAAUCAUCCGCAUUGAUUUUUUUUCCCUGGCCAUGAAAUACUACAUGCAUAAUUGUGUUAUUGCAUUAUUAACCAAAACUCAUGUGUCGCUGUGAAGCAUGGUGUAACUGACAGCAGGAUAUUCCUGACUUUAUUUGACCAAAAUACAUCCAAAAGGCUUGUGUUUUAUGGAGUCAGCGUGUUUAACAAUGUGAAAUAUAUGUGAUUUUUAAUCAAUAAAUAUGCUUUAAAGUAAGCUUUUUUCUCUGUCUGUACUUCUAAAUUCGGAAUUAAAUGUGAAAAUGGAGCUUUCAGGACAGCUAAAUGACAUCUAGAGGACAAUACGAGGAAGAGUUUUUAAUGAUGGCUGUGAUGAGCUCUGUCGACCUGUUGAUGGCAGUGUUGCGUCAGUUUUCUCCGUUCUAAUCUGAUCUUGCGUUGUUCAAGAGAGAAGGCAUGUCUGCAGGAAAGUUGACUGAGCGUAAACCGGUUUAGAACAGCAAUAUACAUACUCACCGGCCACAUUAUUAAGUACACCUGAACUUUUAUUGUGUUCAUAAUUAGUGGUUUGCUUGAAAGAAAUCUGAAUGAUUAACCUUUAUUGAUAUCGUCUGAUGAGAUCCAUAAAUGUACUUAAGUAUGCACUAAAUAUUAAUAGUGAAUAUGUUUUCUUGUUUUGUGUCAUGUGUUUUCAGAAUGACUUCAUAUAAACAAUGUUAUCUCAUGAAUUAUGAUAAACCACAACAAAAAAAAAUAAAAGCGUCAUAAAAUGA